AGGCUAAAAAAAGAAAUAAAACCUGGUGUCUCGGGGAAAGAUUUGGAUAAAUUAGCCCGGCAAUUAAUGGAAGAACAAAAGGUUCAAUCAUCUAGCCUGGGUUAUAAAGGUUUUCCAGCAGCCAUUUGUGUGGCUCUGAAUGAAGAAUUAACGCACGGUAUACCUGAUGAAAGGACUUUCAAAGAAGGUGAUUUAGUUUCUAUUGAUGUAGCAUGUCAUUACCAAGGCUAUCAUGCUGAUGCUGCUUUAACCACUAUUGUGGGAGAAGGAGAUGAAGUGAAAACAAAUCUACUGAAUGUAACUAAAAAUAGUUUAUAUUAUGUGAUUCAAAAAAUUGUCCCUAAUAAGACUACUACCCAAGAUAUUGGUGCUAUGCUGGAAAAAUACAUAAAAAACCGUGGUUAUUAUCCUAUUAAAGAAUAUGGCGGACAUGGAAUUGGGGAAAAACUUCAUCAAGAGCCUUUUAUCCCUAAUUAUAAAAUUCCUAAUAAAGGAGAAAUUAUUAAAGAGGGAAUGUUUAUCUGUAUUGAGCCACUAGUUCAGGUUGGUGAAGUAAUUGAACGAAUCAAUAAAAAAAAAUUUUGGGUUAAAUGUGAUAAUGGUAAAGUAAUUGAUGCUGAUGUGCCGGAUCGCUUCCGCACUAAGAGCGGACGAAGAAGAGCCCAUAUUAAUGUUGGAGAUAGAGUGAUGAUAGAGGUAGAUGUGAGGGAUCAAGCAAAAGGAGAUAUUGUCUCUUUAAUUGAAUAA
Molecule: messenger RNA, 747 nt
Organism: Funneliformis geosporum
Lineage: Eukaryota; Fungi; Glomeromycota; Glomeromycetes; Glomerales; Glomeraceae
Source: the annotation of a GenBank genome assembly